AUGGGGCUCAGCCACCCAGUCCCUGUACCUUACCAGACCCUCUGCCCUACGGGACCGCCAGCCCCCACGGCCCCCAGCCCAACAGCCCCUGAGUCCUACAGGACCCCCGGCCCCACGGGACCCCCGGAUCGCCCCUCCCCGGCCCCAUGGGACCCCCGGAUCGCCCCUCCCCGGCCCCACGGGACCCCUGGCCCCACAGAUCGCCCCUCCCCGGCCCCACGGGACCCCCGGAUCGCCCCUCCCCGGCACCACGGGACCCCCAGAUCGCCCCUCCCCGGCACCACGGGACCCCCUGCCCCACGGAUCGCCCUCCCGGCCCCACGGAUCGCCCCCCACGAGACCCCUGCCCACGGAUCGCUCGCCGGCCCCACGGGACCCUAUCUCCCCCGGCCACCCCCACGAGGACCGCGGCCCCACGGAUCGCCCCCCACGGGACCCCCAUAUCCCCCCCCCCGGCCCCACGAGACCCCGGCCCCACGGAUCGCCCUCCCCGGCACCACGGGACCCCAGAUCGCCCCUCCCCGGCCCCACGGGACCCCCUGCCCCACGGAUCGCCCCUCCCCGGCACCACGGGACCCCCAGAUCGCCCCUCCCCGGCCCCACGGGACCCCCUGCCCCACGGAUCGCCCCUCCCCGGCCCCACGGAUCGCCCCCCACGAGACCCCCUGCCCCACGGAUCGCCCCUCCCCGGCCCCACGGGACCCCCAUAUCUCCCCCACCGGCCCCACGAGACCGCCGGCCCCACGGAUCGCCCCCCACGGGACCCCCAUAUCUCCCCCCCCCCGGCCCCACGAGACCCCCGGCCCCACGGAUCGCCCCUCCCCGGCACCACGGGACCCCCAGAUCGCCCCUCCCCGGCCCCACGGGACCCCCUGCCCCACGGAUCGCCCCUCCCCGGCACCACGGGACCCCCAGAUCGCCCCUCCCCGGCCCCACGGGACCCCCUGCCCCACGGAUCGCCCCUCCCCGGCCCCACGGAUCGCCCCCCACGAGACCCCCUGCCCCACGGAUCGCCCCUCCCCGGCCCCACGGGACCCCCAUAUCUCCCCCACCGGCCCCACGAGACCGCCGGCCCCACGGAUCGCCCCCCACGGGACCCCCAUAUCUCCCCCCCGGCCCCACGAGACCACCCGGCCCACGGAUCGCCCUCCCGGCCACCACGGGACCCAGAUCGCCCCUCCCGGCCCCACGGGCCCCUGCCCACGGAUCGCCCCUCCGGCACCACGGGACCCAGAUCGCCCCUCCCGGCCCACGGGACCCUGCCCCACGGAUCGCCCUCCCCGGCCCCACGGAUCGCCCCACGAGACCCCCUGCCCACGGAUCGCCCCUCCCCGGCCCCACGGGACCCCCAUAUCUCCCCCACCGGCCCCACGAGACCCCCGGCCCCACGGAUCGCCCCCCACGGGACCCCCGGCCCCACGGAUCGCCCCACUCACCGCGGCGCCGCUCCCCGUCUGUCCCUUCGGCUGCUCAGCCCCAUGCCCAGCCCCGCCCCCCGCCACUCGCCUCCAUUGGCCGCCGCUGGCCCCGCCCCUCUCGCCGCCCAUUGGCCGUCCGGCAGCUCGGCGGCUCCCAUUGGCCGGCCGGGCCCCGCGCAUGCAGGCGGCCGCGUGA
Dermochelys coriacea (leatherback sea turtle) is the source of this 1614-nucleotide messenger RNA. RefSeq names its product basic proline-rich protein-like. The transcript has a single exon. The coding region runs from base 1 to 1614 and encodes 537 amino acids. The record is from RefSeq and is a predicted model, not a curated record. Lineage: Eukaryota; Metazoa; Chordata; Testudines; Dermochelyidae.